GAAGCUUUUUUUUCCUUUCUGUCUUUUUUUUUCUUUUUCCUGCAACUUUUUUUUUUCCCUUGUCGCCGCGUGCCUCCUAUCUGAUCGUCUCCUUGGUGAUACCGUGCGACGAAUAUCAUGUCUACUGUGUAUACCAUUUUCCUCACUUUGGGGCUACUUGCUUCCGGUAACACAAAUACUGAGAGAUAGAGAGAGAAAGAGAGAAGAAGCACCCUUGUUAAAUCCUUCGGAUAGGUGUUUGUAUACCUCUUAUUCUUGUUUUCCAAAACCAUCAGUCCAUCGAUGAAGGCCAAGAACUGUUUGCACAACCGCUUCUGCAAACGGCCAUGAUAUUCCUUGGCGAGCUUAUAUGUAUCUUGGUUAUCCAUUUAGCGAGCAAAACACCAUCACUUUUGGACCGGUCCAUGUUGGAAGCGGUGCAGCCGCACUAUGGUGAUAGUGGUAACGAUUGGAUCGUUCCUCGUACCGCCACUUUAUCCUGGUCUGCAGUUUGGUUUAUUUUGCCAAGCGCAUGUGACCUCGUGGCCACCACGCUGAUGAACCUUGGCUUGACUUAUACUACCGCCUCUGUUUUCCAAAUGGUGCGUAGCAGUAUCAUGGGGUUCUCUGCGAUCUUCAGUUUCCUGUUUUUAUCCAGACGCUUUUUACCGCAUGAAUGGGUUUCGGUUACCGUCAUCCUAGUUGGAACAGGCAUUAUUGCUUGGUCGGCGACGCUCGCUGGAGAAUGGCGUGGCGCGCUGUAUUUGAUGAUCGCUCAAUUAUUCGUCGCGGCUCAGUUUAUCCUUGAAGAAUAUUUGAUGGAUCGCUACCACUUGGAUCCUGUUCGCGCCAUGAGUAUCGAGGGGGUCUUUGGUGCGGUCCUUUUCUGCACGGCUUUACUCUUGGCGGCGCUUUUCGGAACGGGCGUGUUUGAUGUCAAAACCGGAUUUAGUGAGUUGCUGGAUGAUUACGUCCUCUGGCAAUCGGCCUUGGUCCUGGCUCUCAUGGUAGCCAUAUUCAACAUCUUUGGUCUGGCUAUCAGCACAGCGGUGGGUGUAGCUGGUCGUAGCGUGAUCGAUGCAUUUAGAAUUGUGCUUAUUUGGAUUGUGGGGGUCCAUUACGGUUGGGAUAACUUCUCAUGGUAUGAGUUUGGUGGAUUCACCUUGUUGGUACUCGGUAUCUUUAUGUUCAAUGGCGUCUUUGCUUCUCUUCGUACCGCCGUGGUGAAUCGCGGCCGUGGUGCUGAAUCGGCUCCACUUCUUUCCUAAAAGUUCUACGUGUUGUUUAUAAAUGCUACGAGUUACACAGACGUCUUGUACUGCAAAUAGUGGUCGAUAAAAAAAAGAAAUCCCAAAAAUGGUGUAAAGUAAAUUACGAAUCAAAUAAACAGUAAUACGAUAUUCUGAAUGGCCGCAGAAACAAUGCCAAAAC
Molecule: messenger RNA, 1410 nt
Organism: Radiomyces spectabilis
Lineage: Eukaryota; Fungi; Mucoromycota; Mucoromycetes; Mucorales; Radiomycetaceae
Exons: 3
Coding region: 327-1247 (306 amino acids)
Cellular component (GO): membrane; intracellular membrane-bounded organelle
Source: RefSeq, a predicted model, not a curated record